Molecule: messenger RNA, 3047 nt
Organism: Durio zibethinus
Lineage: Eukaryota; Viridiplantae; Streptophyta; Magnoliopsida; Malvales; Malvaceae
Product: receptor protein kinase-like protein ZAR1
Biological process (GO): protein phosphorylation
Molecular function (GO): ATP binding; protein binding; protein kinase activity
Source: RefSeq, a predicted model, not a curated record
UCUUCAAAGCUGUAAACUUUUACCAUUCUUAAACACGUUUGUUUUUCUGUCUAUCUCAGUUCACACACAUUCUCCUUCUCUCCUUUUCUCUCUUUCUUUUGAGUCUCCAUUGGUAUCUCUUUUCAAGCUUUCUCCUUCAUUUCUUGGUUUUUCCUGGUAACCAAAAAGGUAAGGCCUGAACCCCAACCUUUGCAUUUUAAUAUUUUCUCUCCAACGGUCAUAUAUUUUCACUUUUUCUAUGGAGAUGUUUUCUUUGGUUUUGGUGGUUCUAGCUCUCUCGAGCUCUAAUGGUGCAGUUACUUGUUUGAAUAAUGAAGGGUAUGCACUUUUGUCGCUUAGGCAGUCCAUUUAUGAGGACCCUGAAGGGUCUUUAAGUAACUGGAACUCUUCCGAUGACAACCCUUGUUCAUGGAAUGGGGUUACAUGCAAGGAACAAAGAGUUGUUUCUGUUACCAUUCCAAAGAAGAAACUCUAUGGGUUUCUUCCUUCUGCUUUAGGCUCUUUAUCUGAUCUUCGCCAUGUAAAUUUGAGGAACAAUAAAUUCUUUGGGGUUUUGCCUGUUGAGCUUCUUGAAGUUCAGGGGUUACAGAGUUUGGUUCUUUAUGGGAAUUCCUUAUCUGGGUCCUUGCCAAAAGAAAUAGGGAAUCUUAAAUAUCUUCAAACAUUAGAUUUAUCUGAAAACUUCUUUAAUGGGUCAUUGCCCUCAUCAAUUGUUCAAUGCAAGAGACUAAGGACCCUUGAUCUGAGCCAAAACAAUUUCACUGGUUCUCUACCAGAUGGAUUUGGGACUGGCUUGGUUCCUCUUGAAAAACUUGAUCUUUCAUUCAAUAAGUUCAAUGGUACAAUUCCUAGCGAUUUUGGACAUCUGUCUAGUUUGCAAGGAACUGUUGAUUUGUCUCACAAUUUCUUCACCGGUUCAAUCCCUGCUAGCCUUGGAAAUCUUCCCGAUAAGGUUUAUAUUGAUCUUACUUAUAACAAUUUGAGUGGGCCAAUACCCCAAAAUGGUGCUCUAAUGAACAGAGGACCAACAGCAUUUAUUGGGAAUCCUGGGCUUUGUGGCCCCCCAUUGAAGGACCCUUGUUCUUCAGAUACUACAGGUGCGAGUUCACCUUCUUCUUAUCCGUUUCUGCCAAAUAAUAACCCGCCUGCGAAUUCAGAUGACAAGGAAGGUAAAAAUCAGAGAGGGAGAGGACUUAGUAAGGGAGCUAUUAUUGCUAUAAUAGUGAGUGAUAUAAUUGGAAUAUGCCUUGUUGGGUUCUUAUUCUCCUAUUGUUAUUCAAGGGCCUGCUUAUGUAGUGAGGAUAAAGAUAACCAUGGUUAUGGUUAUGAGAAGGGAGGGAAAGGAAAGGAGGAGUGUUUUUGCUUCAGGAAAGAUGAGUCGGAGACUUUAUCAGAAAAUGUAGAGCAGUAUGAUCUCGUGCCACUGGAUACACAGGUGGCAUUCAAUUUGGAUGAGCUGCUUAAAGCUUCUGCUUUUGUUCUGGGUAAGAGUGGAAUUGGUAUCAUGUAUAAAGUUGUGCUCGAAGAUGGGCUUACCUUAGCUGUGAGAAGAUUGGGUGAAGGGGGCUCUCAGAGGUUUAAGGAAUUCCAGACAGAAGUAGAAGCAAUUGGAAAGCUGAAGCAUCCUAACAUUGUUACUCUCAGAGCCUAUUAUUGGUCUGUUGAUGAGAAGCUUCUCAUAUAUGAUUACUUAUCUAAUGGAAGCCUUGCCACUGCAUUGCAUGGGAAGGCAGCAAUGGUAUCGUUCACACCAUUAUCGUGGUAUGUACGACUAAAAGUCAUUAAGGGAAUAGCCAAAGGCUUGGUUUAUCUGCACGAGUUCAGCCCAAAAAAAUAUGUUCACGGAGAUUUAAAGCCAAGUAAUAUAUUACUUGACCAGAACAUGGAACCACACAUAUCUGAUUUUGGACUUGGACGACUUGCUAAUAUCGCUGGAGGGUCCCCAACCAUGCAAUCUAACCGAAUGCCUUCAGAUAAACCCCAGGAGAAACUACAAAAGAGUGCUUCUUCAGAAGCUACUGCCGUUUAUUCCUCCACAAGCUUGGGAUCUUAUUACCAGGCUCCUGAAGCUCUGAAAGUGGUAAAACCAUCACAGAAGUGGGAUGUCUACUCAUUUGGGGUAAUCUUGCUAGAAAUGAUCACAGGGAGAAUAGGUACCUCAGAAAUGGAUCUUGUUCAUUGGAUUCAACUAUGCAUUGAAGAGAAAAAGCCACUUUUGGAUGUUUUAGAUCCAUAUUUAGCUCCAGAUGUAGAUAAAGACGAGGAGGUAAUUGCAGUUCUAAAGAUCACAAUGGCUUGUGUGCAUAGCAGCCCUGAACGAAGACCUAUCAUGAGGCAUGUCUCUGAUGCUUUGGAAAAGUUGAUCGCAUCAACUGAUCAAUAAAUCAAUUAAAACCAAGAAUCUGUGUGACUCAAGGGAUACUUGGAAGUUCUUUUCAUCAAAAUGAGGAUGGUUUCAAAAUUAUGGUUAGUUCCAAUUUAACUGUACUCCCAUAACAAUUGUGGCAGUGGAGUGAAACGAUGUAAUAGUGCUAGAGGCAAAAUGUUCAUGUCUUCAUUUCUGUAGGAUUCCUUUCUUUGUCACAAGAGCUAGGUGAUGGUGGGUGUGCUAUAAGAGCUGCUGUGAAUUUUUAAGUGCGUUGUAAUUUUGCAUAAAUUGGCUGUUAGUUUAUUCUGUAUGUGAAAGGGUGUUUUAUUCUUGCUCCGAUAGCAGACCUUUUAUCCCUAGUUUUUCUUGGUCGAUAAAGCUAGUCAUUUUAUUUGUUUCUUUUCUAUUUUCCCAGGAAUAUGACUAUUGAAGGAAAAUUUUAUAUUUUCUUUAAUCCCUAUGCUUGAAUUAAGAAGUAUACUUAUAUUUUCCAAUCAGUCUCGUGACAUCUUUGUCACGGCUCAACUUAUUCUCUUUUAGAGUGUUUGUCGUGGCCAAAUGAUGGAGUUCAAUGACUUAAGAUUGAUUUUAAUAUCACUUGUGGUGAUUGUUAUUCUUUUAUUGUAAAUUUAACUUAUUAGGGUAUGCUAUGUCAAUGUUCAUAUAUUUGACAACCUUU